GGGCACUACUGGGGGAAAGAAGGGGCCUCCCCUUCUUUGGAAGGCAUAAAAUCACAGUUUGUUUCAAUAAACGAUUUCAGUACUCUCAAGUGCUGGGGUCCGUGCCUUCAGUAUACCACAAACGCUGCCCGAUUUGGGUUUUUUUCAGGAAUGAAUAGAGACAUGAAGAAUGGAAAAGAAAUUGAAGAAUGAUCAUUCUUGGUGGUAUACUCCCGAGCUGGACGGAGGGAAGGACAUAUUGAGUACUCAUUAAAGUUUUUCAUCACCGAUCGCUGGACCACACAGUUCCUGUGUUUCCUCCAAACUACAUUCAUCGGUGUCUCGCCAGAUGUCCCCAUCCCACCCCUCAAGAUCUACACUUAUCAUUGACUUUUGGAUCUGGACAAUUACUGGGUUUUUUUUUUUUUUGCUCACACCAACAUAAUUCCAAUGUUUUCUUCCAGUAACUGUAUUCACUCUCUUUUGUGUAAAAAUUCCUUCCUUAAACAAUCAAUUUCUAUAAAUUAUCUUUCUCCACUAUUCCAAAGUGAUCUAGCAACUGAAUCAAACAGGCACCUAAGAUGGGGCACACGUUCCCUUUACCUUGGCCAGCCCAAAAACUUCUGUGGCUCUGUUCCAACUUCCCCACAACGGCCAUCAGAUCAAUCCGUUUCACCUUCACCCACUGUACGUCUAGGGGAGAAGGGACACAACUGUGCCUCCAUAAUAGCUCCACUCUCAGGAUCCUGCUGACUACGUCAAUUAAAAUGUCGUGGAGGCUCUCAAGAUAAACAGACAACAAUUAAAUUUAUGUUAAUACAAUCAAUUGGCACUCUGGCAAUCGUUCACAGAGGGCAGAUCUGAGUGUCAGGGAGAGGAAAAGCUAUUGCUGCACAAACUCCUGGGAUUUAACGACAAUCCAAAGCGCUUGGUCACUCACCUAAAAAGCGAGGGCUCUCAACCGUGGGGAAUUUCUUCGGGUGGCAUCCCGACCCAAGGGGGGAACCUCAAGGAGUUUCCUUGGGCAGCGUCCCGACCCAAGGGGACGGUCCUCGACCUCAGCUGUGCUGCUCCAGGGAGGACUAGCUCAAAAUGGCUCCCCCCGGGGGCUCCGUUUCUACCCUCGACAAAUCUGAUCUGCGGUCAAUAAUCAGCCCUUAUUGGCUGAGGGCCCCAAUUCCCAUAAAGCCCUGAGAACAAGGGCACCAAAAAAAAAAAAAAAAAAUCAAUGGCCACUAUAUUUCAGCAGCCAGGAAGCCCCAUUUCCAGCAGGUGGGUGCACCUGCCACACAUGGUUUCCUUUUGCAUGUCAAAUAAUUUAAGAGAAUUUUUGCCUGUUUUAUCGAUUGACUUUGCUCUGUGAGGACCCUGACAGAAAGUAUUCCCUUCAAUUACACAUGAAGAAGAAAUGGAAAAGUGAAAACUUCAUCUUUGCCCUAAAACCAAAGGGACCCAUUAGCCCUGGUUAGUGCCUGGUUAGUGCCAAAGGGGGCCCCAGCCUGGAAGAUGACUCCGGGAGGGCAUCUUGCACUUGUCUCGAGACUGAAAUCCCUCGCUCCAUCAGCAUCAUCCUGAGCUGUUGGUAACAGCACCCGAGGAGGUCAGAAAUCCCUUGCCUGCGGUUUCCUCCUCUUCGGGGGGACUGGGAGCUCCUCGCUGCCCCUGUGACAGUGCCUGGAAAGCAGGGCAGAGCUGUGGGCUCAGCCCCGGGUGGGACUGUGUCCCAGCCCUUGGACGGAGCUGCCCGAGGGGACGUGUUCCCCUCUCCGGGAGGGCAGCUCCCCCGCCUGCGCUCCAGCGGCUCUCCACGAGCACCCUGAGAGACGUCCCCACGCAGCCUCGGCCCGGCUGUGAGGUCACAGUGGGGCUGUGAGGUCACAGAGCCCUGUCAUGUCACGACAGCCAUAAAUAUGGAUCGCUCAGCCCCCGGAGCCCACUGCAGCACCAGCAGCGGCAGCAGCAAAAGCACCGGCAGCAGCAGCAGCAGCACCGGCAGCAUCACCAGCAGCAGCAGCAGCACGGUGCAAGCACAGGGCCAUGGCCCCCACCCACCACCUCCUCCUCAUCCUCCUGCUCCUGGUGGCCCUGCAUGCCAGGGCUGCCAGGACAGCUCCGUGGAAAGCGUGGGGAACAGAUGAGGCUGGUGGCAAUGGUUACAAGGCUUCUCAACUCAAUGGUGACUGGGAAUCUUUGGGCCAUCCUGGAGCCGUGCCUGUAGGCGCAGGUGAUGCAGCUUGGCAGCUGGGUUCUAGGACGGCGACUGCGGGAGAUGGCACGGAUGUUCCUGACGGGAGGACUUUUCCAGCUCCUCAGUUGGAUCCGGCGCAAGAGUCUGGCUGGCAUCCCACGGGUCCUCCAAGAGCGAAGUACCCGGCUGAAGGAGGAGAAAAUUCCCGGGAGGCCUCAGAAGUGAUGAAACACGUACUGGAGGAGCUGGAGAGAACACAGGAGACAGACCCAGAGGCUGUGCAGGAGUCGGCGUUUCCAGGAGGAAGCAGUGGCUCACGGCUCGCCUCUGCCUCAGCAAGGGAGGCGAUGCAAGCCCCCCGCAUGCCAGUGCUGUCAAGGUUUGGGGAACAUCACCGAAGCAAAGUGUAUGAAUUUCAUCCAACAGACUCAGGUGCGGUUGGCAAGAAAAGGCCGAGUAUGUCCCGUCCCCACAAUAUUGCCAGUGUUCUCUGUCCCCAAGAUGUGCGGAAGGGCUGCAUGAUCGGCACAGUGGUAAUCGUGAUUUUCGUGCCACUUGCACUGCUGCUGUGCUACGUCAUCGUCCAGCAGAGGAGUAAGAGCAAAGAUCAUGCCUACGCUGCUUGGGUACAGCGGCUGGAAACCGGCAGGUGACCCUUGCAUCUGGUCAGCCCGACCAGCCACCCCGGCAUCCCUGACAGCUGGACCCAACAUCAGGAGCCGCAGCCCCUGCCUGAAACGCCGGCAUGUCCACCCUCCCCAUGGCCCCCAGUGCCUCUUGUUCCCCCAGCCCAUCCCCGAAUGCCCUGAUGCGGCAGAACCUGCCCAGCACGCCGAGGCCCCAUCUGAAAAAGCACCCCUAACUCCCGAGCCCGCUGGUCCGGCCCUCUGCCAAGGGCAGGAGGCGGCCCCGCCAUGGUAUCGGUUGAGGGUGGGGAGACAGAUCCCCCCAGCCACAGCUUCAGGGGGCAGCCCUUUCACCCCCCAUGAAGAGAGAGAGGCUACUCUUUUAG
Tyto alba (common barn owl) is the source of this 3179-nucleotide messenger RNA. RefSeq lists its product as uncharacterized. Lineage: Eukaryota; Metazoa; Chordata; Aves; Strigiformes; Tytonidae. The transcript has 10 exons. The coding region runs from base 2017 to 2820 and encodes 267 amino acids. The record is from RefSeq and is a predicted model, not a curated record.